AUGCCUUAUCACAGAAUCCUGAUCACGCUCUUCAUCGAGCUGACCACACCUGACGGCUCGAAUCUUGAGUCGAUUGCAUGGUCCAUCAUUGAAGCAUUUGGACAGAACGCUCUUUUCCUGCUGCAACCUCGCCGAUGUCCAGCUUUCGCCUAUGCCUGGCUAGACUUUGUUGGCCACAGAGCUGUGAUUGGAGCGCUCCUUGGAGGUAAUGGUUUUGCCGAAAAUGUUGAUCCAAUGAAGACGUCCGCUAUGUACACACAGUUGCUAAUAUGUCAUCUAAAAUUCCUUGCACCAUUCUUGAGGAAUAUCCAUUUGCCAAAAUCGAUAGCGGUGUUGUACAAGGGAACACUCAGUCUUAAAAUUUACAAAUCCACUGGGUUAAUCGAUGAAGUCAAAAUGUCUGCUUUUGUUUUGAAUAGGUUUUGUAGCUCUCAAAUAUUUUUCGAGAUUACUCUGCUUAGGGUGCUGCUCGUGAUUCUUCAUGACUUCCCUGAGCUUCUUUGCGAGUAUCACUAUGUGAUUAUUGACACCAUUCCACCCAACUGUGUACAACUUCGAAAUCUAGUGCUCUCAGCGUACCCGCGCAAUAUGCGCCUUCCAGAUCCGUUUGCAUUGAACUUCAAGGUUUGCUGUGAUUCGUUCAGGGUUCUGCUCGUGAUUCUUCAUGACUUCCCUGAGCUUCUUUGCGAAUAUCACUAUGUCAUCAUCGACACCAUCCCACCAAACUGUGUACAACUUCGAAAUCUGGUGCUCUCAGCGUACCCGCGAAAUAUGCGCCUGCCAGAUCCGUUCGCAUUGAAUUUCAAGCAAGUCGACAGCAUCCCAGAAAUGGCAAUUGAGCCGAAAUCCAACUUGAACAUGGCAUCGAUCAUCCCAGAUUCCAUUCGACUGCCACUGGACGCCUAUCUGAGGACAAGGUCGGCCGUUGACUUCUUGUCAGCAUUGCCCGGCAUGCUUCAGAUUUCGGACAACCCGGGUUCGAAGUAUAACAGCACAGUAAUGAAUGCGAUGGUGUUGUACGUUGGAAUGAAGGCCAUUGAAAGCCUGCAUGAGCGCCGUCAGCGCAUUUCAAUCUGCACGAUUGCGCAUACAGCUUUCAUGGAUAUUUUCCAAAAUCUGGCCGUUCAGUUGUGCACAGAAGGUCGCUAUCUGCUGUUCAAUGCAAUCGCAAAUCAACUGCGAUAUCCAAAUGCGCAUACACACUACUUCAGCUGUGUGUUCUUGUUUUUGUUCUUGAACUCGGAUCAUGAUGCGAUUCAGGUGAAUUUUUAUAAUUUUCGAAAGACAAUCGAUCGUAAAGGCACACCAAAUCUAAGGUUAGCGAGAUUUUUUACGCAGUAA
Cylicostephanus goldi is the source of this 1341-nucleotide messenger RNA. The record is from the annotation of a GenBank genome assembly. NCBI's taxonomy places the organism in Eukaryota, Metazoa, Nematoda, Chromadorea, Rhabditida, Strongylidae.